Aureobasidium vineae is the source of this 423-nucleotide messenger RNA. Lineage: Eukaryota; Fungi; Ascomycota; Dothideomycetes; Dothideales; Saccotheciaceae. The record is from the annotation of a GenBank genome assembly.
AUGUCUUUCCAGGAACGCGCCCAGUCGCACAUUUCGCAGCUCGACAAGGAGCUGUCCAAGUACCCUGCCCUCAACAACUUUGAGCAGCAGAGCUCCGUCCCCAAGGUCUACGUUGUCCUCGGUCUCGGUGCCCUCUACUUCUUCCUGAUCUUCUUCAACAUUGCUGGCGAGUUCCUCGUCAACUUUGCUGGCUUCAUCAUCCCCGGCUACUACUCGCUGGAGGCUCUCUUCUCCCAGACUAAGGCCGAUGACACCCACUGGUUGACCUACUGGGUCACCUACGCCUUCUUGACCGUUCUCGAGAGCGCUGUCAACGCCGUCUACUGGUUCCUNGGUGCCAAGAUUGUCUUCAAUUCCCUCCUCCACCCUCUCUUCGGCCGCUUCUUCAACCAGGGCCCCAUCGAGAAUGCCAAGACCCAGUAA